AUGUCAAACGACCGCUCUGGGGAUGACAACUACUUGAGCUUCAAUGGAGGAGAUCAGGAAUCGCUGCUUCGAUCGAGACACAGUACUAUUUCACAUGGACCUCAGAGACAGGGGUCUCUGGUGAGACCCGAGAGAAAUCAGCUAAAUAACCCGGAGAAUCCGCACUAUUACUAUGUGCAAAAAGCUCAGGAACAGCAGGAUCAUUUGGACGUUCAGCCUUCUACAACUGGGGUGACACCGAAUUACGUGGGGCGAUCACGGGUCAGUGGUUCGCUACGCUCAGUGGUAGAUGUUGGCGAUGAGCGUGGUUUGGAGAGCUAUCCCCUGCAAGACUUUUCGAAUGAUCAGAAACCGGCGGUGGAAGAACAUGUGGAUGAUCUCACUGACGAAAAUCAGGCAAAUUUGUUGUCUACGGCCCGUGGUCAGAAGCCGGUCAGGAGUGAUGUGACGCGGGCAAAGACGAUUACGCCGUGGCAGCUUUAUUGUUAUAUCGUCUCGUUUUGGGCUCCGGCACCGCUUUUGUCCUUAUGUGGCAUGCCGAAGAAGGAGAGACAGCUGGCAUGGAGGGAAAAAAUCGGGCUUAUAUCUGUCAUAUUCUACUUGGGAGCGUUUGUCGCUUAUUGGACUUUUGGGUUCACUAGUACUGUGUGUGGUCACAGCGUGCUUCGAUUGAAAAAUAACGAAGUGUCGACUGGCUACCUGAUUAUCAAUGGGAAGGCGUUUGCGCUGGAUUCGUCGUCGCAUCCGGCGGCAGCCGGUAUCGAUGCCGGUACAAAUGUUCUGUAUCCUCCCGUCAAUGCAGGCGGGAUGGAUGCAUCUUUCCUGUUUCAGAAUGUUAACGGUAACUGUCUGGAUCUGAUAAAGCCUAAGGACAACUGUUCGAUUCCACACGAUGACCAGGGAAAACUGGCGUGGUACUUCCCUUGUAAACUGUUCAGUCAAGACGGCUCUACGCAGCCAAACUUUACCAAGUCUGAAUAUUACGACGGUUGGGCUUGCCAUACGUCAGAGGCUGCAAGAGAGGCAUAUUACUCGCUGGAACCGGCAGCGGAAGUGUAUUUCACGUGGGACGAUAUUAAAAACUCUUCAAGGAAUCUUAUUGUCUACAACGGGCACGUCCUGGAUCUCGGGCUCUUGAAUUGGCUGCAGACCGAUGACCUCGACUAUCCGCCAAUGUUCAGUGAUUUAAAGAGGCUUGAUUUUCAGGGGUAUGAUCUAUCCAUUGCACUGGCUAAUAGCUACGACAAAAAAGUUGCUCGAUGCUUGAGCGAGAUCAUCAAAGUCGGUGAAGUUGAUUCAAAGACAGUUGGUUGCAUUGCAUCAGACGUUGUUCUUUACGUCUCAUUAAUUUUCAUCUUAUCUGUUGUCAUUGCCAAGUUCUUGAUUGCAUGCUAUUUCCGCUGGGCAGUGGCCAUGAGGCAAGGCGCUUUCCCGGUUGAUAAUAAAACCAUGGGACAGCAGCUAAAUAAAAUUGAAGAUUGGUCCAAUGAUAUUCGUACCCAAGGUCCAAUAAAGCAGGUGGCCCCCGAGUUAAGACCGAAGCAUCAUACUAGGACCGAGUCCAGGAUGGAUCUUCUCAAGAAAAAAGGGUCUAAAAUGUUUCAGCCAAGAAAUAACAGCGACUUCAAUGAUAAUAUGACCACAGACGGCACGAUCGCUGGAAUGACGACGAUGGCAACACAGAGUGCGGCAAGAGCUGCCAGAGAACGCAAUUCCAUCCAUUUAAGUAACACAUUUCCGUCUCGCGAUUUGACAACACUUGCUCCAAGUGACUCUUUGUUAUGGAAUGGGGAUCAAAGAAUCACAGCACCAGGAGGUUCGUCGAUACAAUCUUUUGACUCCGCCAUUAUUCAUCCAGAUGCUGUACAGCAGCCGCCACUUGAUUAUCUGCCAUAUGGUUUUCCACUCAUCCAUACGAUCUGCUUUGUGACCUGCUAUUCGGAAGAUGAAGAGGGUUUGAAGACCACUCUAGACUCAUUAUCCACCACAGAUUAUCCAAACUCCCAUAAAUUAUUGAUGGUGGUAUGCGACGGUCUGAUUAAAGGUUCCGGUAAUGAUAAAACUACACCCGAAAUAGCCCUAGGAAUGAUGGAAGACUUUAUCGUUCCGCCAGAUGAAGUUCAGCCGUACUCAUACGUUGCGGUGGCUUCCGGUUCAAAACGUCAUAACAUGGCCAAGAUUUACGCAGGUUUUUAUAAGUAUGACAGUGAAACUGUGCCUCCAGAGAAGCAACAGAGGGUCCCGAUGGUUACAAUCGUCAAGUGUGGUACUCCUGAUGAACAAGGUUCAGCAAAACCUGGUAAUAGAGGUAAGCGUGAUUCUCAGGUUAUUUUGAUGUCAUUUCUACAGAAGAUGACUUUCGAUGAAAGGAUGACAGAGCUGGAAUUCCAGCUUCUGAAGAGCAUUUGGCAAGUAACUGGUCUGAUGGCAGAUUUUUAUGAAACUGUUCUUAUGGUUGACGCUGAUACAAAAGUCUUUCCUGAUUCUCUAACCCACAUGGUAGCAGAGAUGGUUAAGGAUCCGCUAAUUAUGGGCCUUUGUGGUGAGACAAAGAUUGCCAACAAAGGCCAGUCUUGGGUCACAGCCAUACAAGUUUUUGAGUAUUAUAUUUCGCAUCACCAGGCCAAGGCAUUUGAAUCUGUGUUUGGCUCCGUGACCUGUUUACCAGGUUGCUUUUCAAUCUAUCGUAUCAAGUCCCCCAAAGGAUCUGACGGAUUUUGGGUACCAAUUUUAGCUAAUCCUGACAUUGUCGAGCGCUAUUCAGACAACGUUACGGACACUCUGCACAAAAAGAAUCUGUUAUUACUUGGAGAAGAUAGAUAUCUCUCGUCGUUGAUGUUAAGGACCUUUCCAAAACGGAAACAGGUAUUUGUUCCUAAGGCGGCCUGCAAAACCAUUGUUCCUGACAAGUUCAAAGUUUUGUUGUCUCAACGUCGGCGUUGGAUCAAUUCCACUGUUCACAAUCUUUUUGAAUUGGUAUUGAUUAGAGAUUUAUGUGGUACUUUCUGCUUCUCUAUGCAAUUUGUCAUUGGUAUUGAAUUGGUUGGAACACUUGUGCUGCCUUUAGCAAUCUGUUUCACCAUAUAUGUCAUCAUUGUUGCUAUUGUCUCGAAGCCCACUCCCACUAUGACUUUGAUUCUGCUUGCUAUCAUUUUGGGUUUGCCUGGUUUGAUUGUCGUUAUAACCGCAACAAGAUGGUCCUACUUGAUGUGGAUGGGCAUUUAUAUACUUGCAUUGCCUAUUUGGAACGGUGUACUACCAACUUACGCGUACUGGAAAUUUGACGACUUCUCAUGGGGUGAAACCAGAACCAUCGCCGGUGGGAAUAAAGGUGGGCACGAUGACGCCGAGGGUGAAUUCGAUCAUUCUAAAAUUAAGAUGAGAACAUGGAGGGAAUUUGAAAGAGAAGAUAGAAUGCAUAGGUCGUCCAGCGGGAGAAAUGACCAGGACGGGAUGUACUUGUUUUAG
Molecule: messenger RNA, 3468 nt
Organism: Torulaspora globosa
Lineage: Eukaryota; Fungi; Ascomycota; Saccharomycetes; Saccharomycetales; Saccharomycetaceae
Gene: CHS3
Product: chitin synthase CHS3
Exons: 1
Coding region: 1-3468 (1155 amino acids)
Cellular component (GO): cell periphery; cell septum
Molecular function (GO): chitin synthase activity
Source: RefSeq, a predicted model, not a curated record